CCGCCGCGUCUCCUUCCUGUGCUGCUCAUCGGCCCACAGAAACAAAGUUGGCAGCCAUUAUGUCCCCUUUCCCUUUAUCCGCCCGUGUGAAACCAUUUCCCUGAAUAAGCGCGCAGUGUUUGCGGUGUGUGCUUGCUGUAGCCGGCAGCAGGAGCGGAGCGGAGCGGGGAGAGGCCGAGGCGGAGCCGGUUCGUGAGUCUCGGCUGUGUUCGGCUGCAGUCGGGCGCCGCUGUGCUGAAUGUGAUGGACGCAGGCGAGGCGGCGGUGAAGCAGCUCGGGUUAGCCGCAGGAGUGGAGGAGGAGAAGGCCGGGGGACUGCAGGAGGAGGAGGAAGAGGAGGAGGAGGACGAAGAGGGGGAGCGCUCCGAAAGCGAGCCGGACGAAGCCGAAGUGAGCCCGAUGCCCGGCAUGGCGGAAGCGGCCAACAUCGCUCUAGCCGAGUCGCUGCCGAACACAGACGACGGCGGAGCGCCGUUUGCGGGUCGGUUUACUCCAGCAGUCCCGCUCACACAGACUCACUGCGCCUCCGCGCUCACUUUCACACAGAGGGGGACCAGACCAGACCAUACCAAACCAUACGAUACUAUACCAGACAAACAACGACGAUAUUUGGAGGUUACAACUGUGACAGUCAGCGAUGUCCAGAGUGCAGAUGACAACGUUUUCUCAACAUCGGUUGCCACGACAGCCUCCAUCCCCGAACAUGUGCUUACAGGCAGAACCACUCUGCAGAUUGGGGACAGUCUCAGCACGCAGAAAGCCACGCUGAUCGUUGUGCACACGGAUGGGAGUAUAGUGGACGCUACAGGCCUGAAAGCCACAACAGCACCCAUGACGCCAGGGCCUCCGACUCCCUCCACCCCACUGACUCCGAAUCAUGAGAAAGAUGUGAACAAGUAUAAUUGGGAUCCGUCCGUGUACGACAACGAGCUGCCCGUGCGCUGCAGGAACACCAGUGGUAUCCUGUACAAGAACAGACUAGGAUCAGGUGGCAAAGGACAUUGCAUCAAAUGCAACAAUAACUGGUACACGCCAACGGAGUUCGAAGGGCUGGCUGGAAGAGCCAGCAGUAAGGACUGGAAGAGGAGCAUUCGUUAUGCUGGGAGACCUCUACAAUGCCUUAUCCAGGAGCACAUCCUCAACCCCCAUGCUGCAUCUUGUACAUGUGUGGCCUGCUGUGAUGAUCUAGCUGUGAACAAGGACGGAUCCUUCGGAGGCGACAGCAUAUCUAUGACUGGACCUGUGCGACUCUUCGUCCCUUACAAGAGGCGGAAGAAAGAGUGCGAGCGUCCGGCAUCUCCAGAGAAGAAGGAGACACCACCACCCAAGAACAUUACUCUACCACCUGGGGCUGCAUUCACAGUGACCCCAUCAGGUCAGCUCACCACUGCUGGUACACUGACCUUUGAUCGAACGGCAACCGGAGACACGACAACCCUCAUUUCCGACAGCUCUGCCUCUUCAGACGUCUUCAGCAGCACAACAGUGCUGACCACGCUCCCGGCUCUGACUGUCGUCCCUCAGCAGUCCGUGUUACAGGCGAAAGCUCCCACUGCAGCCGGACUGGCCAACGGCUUGGAGAUAAGCGAGCAGCGCACCUGGCUGUACCUGGAGGAGACGGCCAAUACACUACUCAACACCGUCCAGCAGCUCAAAGCAUUCAUCGCCCAGGCCAAACAGGCCAGCCAAACCAACAGCAGCCUGGAGAAAAGCAACUGCAGCAGGAAGGAUUCUUUUCCCAGCCAACUCUCGCUUACUGAUGACACAGAGGGGAAGAUUACUGAAAUUAUCAUCAAGCAUACCUGUGUGAACUGUGGCCGUGAAGCUUCUAGCGAAUGUGCAGGCUGCCACAAAGUCUACUACUGUUCUAACUUCUGCCAAAAAAAGGACUGGAAGGAUCACCAGCACAGUUGCUCUCAGCCCAGUGUAGCUAUGGGAGUUCAUGAUGAGGCUCACAUAGCCAGCAUGGAGGCAGAGAAGGUCAAGUCAUAGCCUCAGUACGGACACAGGCAGUGGUGGUGGAAUAAUCCCACCCUCACCUUCUACGAUGUAGAAACACACUAUAUGGCCAAAAGUAUGUGGACACCUGGCCAUCACACCCAUAUGUGCCCCCCCCCAAAAAAAAAAAAAACUGCUGUAACAAAGUUAGAAACGCAGAAUUGUUUUCGGACGUCUUUGUAAUUUCCUUCACUGGAAUUAAGAGGCUUAAACCUGUUUCAGCAUGACAGUGCUCCUGUGCACAACGCAGGCUCUGUGAAGACCUGGUUUGCCAAAGUUGGAGUGGAAGAAGUCGUGUGUCCUGACCUCAACCCCACUGAACACCCUUGGGAUGAACUGGAACGCCACCUGUGUUCCAAGCGUAUAUAACAGAAAGUGGGGAAUAAAUCUGAAACGGGAUGUUCAGCAAGCACAUGUGGUGGGCUGGUUGAUGAUGUGUCCACAAACUUUUGGCCAUAUUGGGCAGGACACUUUUUUGAAGAAGAAGAAGAACAAGCAUAACACCAGAGACUGAAAUGAAACCUUUAUGCAAGAUGAGGAAACGGAGUUGGUCUUGGAAACCACUGCAGUUCUUCUCAGUCUCUGAAGCAUGGCUUAACACAAAAUAAGAUUAAUGUGAAUAAAAAUAUCGAUGCGAUCAUGAACCCAAGGCUCAAGGAGCACGAUGAUGAAUAUAUGACUUCGUUUAUACCUUGAACGUUGGACAGUAUUUAAAUUAAAUGUAUAAUAUGUAAUCAGUGUAAUUUGAUGAGAAACAACUGCAAUCAUCGAAUAGUACCGAUAAUAUUAGGUGAAUUGGUUUUGACUAGAAUUUUGUAAAUGUAAUUAAUAUGUCCAUACUGACAGCAGACACUAGCAUGCAGUGUUACAUUUACUCCAGGAAGCACAACAAACUACCUUACAAAGUAAAGAGACGUCAAAGAGGUGGGGGGGUCGGGGUGGUCUGUUACAUUAAUCAUGCAUCAAUGAUUUACCAGCUUAGCUGAAAAUACCCCAGCUUCAGUUAUUAUUUUAUUUUAUCCUUAUUUGACUGCUUGUAAAAAUCUACUCACACUUCUGUCAUUGGAAAAUCGAAUAUGAAUGAUAUAAACAAAUGCAAAACUCCACUUCGGGCUGUUUUGAUUACUCCAGUACAAACAUUAUUAAGUUAUGAUGAAGUGGAACCUGUUUUUUUCACCAGGCUGC
Molecule: messenger RNA, 3183 nt
Organism: Neoarius graeffei (lesser salmon catfish)
Lineage: Eukaryota; Metazoa; Chordata; Actinopteri; Siluriformes; Ariidae
Gene: deaf1
Product: DEAF1 transcription factor
Exons: 13
Coding region: 244-1992 (582 amino acids)
Biological process (GO): regulation of transcription by RNA polymerase II
Cellular component (GO): nucleus
Molecular function (GO): DNA binding; DNA-binding transcription factor activity, RNA polymerase II-specific
Source: RefSeq, a predicted model, not a curated record